GUGACAUAUUAAAACCUAGCUCUUAUUUUAUUUGUUUAAUAAUAGUAAAAAUCAUAAAUAUACUAUUACAAAUGUACCUGUAAGAACUUAAGAACCACCAGCAUUGACUCCAGUAAUUGUUUUAUAACACUCUUCUCAAUUUAAACUUUUGCCACAUCAUUGCCUUUCUGUCACUGACUACACAUAAACCUACUUUAAAUUGCACAAUUAAACCAUGGAAUUACUGAAGAAGUCAGUGGAGGAGCUAGCUGUAACUUUCACUGCAAGGAUGGAUGAGUUCCAGAGGGAAGUCAGGACAUCUAUCCCCGCGGCAAGUCCUUCCUCCAAUAUUAAUUCGCAGUUUAGUGUGUUCCGGUCAUUUGUAAUGACAGCUUUGGAAAAUCUACAGCUUCAACUCCAACUACUCUGUAGACAGCAGGAAGCAAUGGAGGUUAGGUCCAGGCGUAAAAUGCUUCUUGUACAUGGGAUGCCUGAAGUCCGCAAUGAGGAUCCAGCGCAGAGGAUUGUCCAAUUACUGUCUGAGCGGCUUGAUAUGCCUGAUGCUACUGGGAGUUCCAUAAGCCGGUGUCAUCGAUUGGGUCGCCCUGUUAGUGACAAGCCUCGGGCAAUACUUGUGAAGUUUAAGGACCAUGGCCUACGGGAUAAAGUGUGGUUUGCCAAAACCAGUCUUAAAGGCAGUGGUAUUACUCUGUCUGAGUUUUUGACUAAAGGUCGACAUGAUGCAUUUGUUGAGGCUAGGAAGCGAUUUGGGGUGACUCGGUGUUGGACAAGGGACGGCUGUGUUGUGGUGCUUGGUGCGGACGGAACCCGGCACCGGUUGGUAUCCGUGGCUGAGGUAAGCGCUAUCCCUGCCCCCGUUGGCGGUGCAGCUGGAACCUCUGUGACGGCGUCUACUGCGGCAACGGGGCCAUCUCUGCCUAUGCCGACCUCCGCAGCAACCCCGAAGCCCCAUGUAACAGUUAGAGCCCGAAAGCCUAUUAGGAAAUAACUCUGUUAAAGUUUUCUGUUAAUUUCACUUGUGUCGCACUUAGUUUGUUAUUUCGCCGUCUUCAUAUAUGUUUAUAACAGCUUUAUAUUUCUAUUUGUAUACAGUACUUGCGCUUGCUAAUACUUAAGCAGGUAGUUUUUCAGUAAGGUUAUUUAAUUUAGUUCUGUCGGAUUUAUCUGACAGACAAAUGACAAUUGGUAUCUGACGCGUCACUUACUUUAUUGACUAUGUUAUGUGUUCUGUCAAUUGGAAUUUAAAUUGUUUGGUUUUUGUAAAUCUGUAAAAG
Molecule: messenger RNA, 1274 nt
Organism: Pararge aegeria (speckled wood butterfly)
Lineage: Eukaryota; Metazoa; Arthropoda; Insecta; Lepidoptera; Nymphalidae
Exons: 2
Coding region: 215-988 (257 amino acids)
Source: RefSeq, a predicted model, not a curated record